This is a messenger RNA of Macrobrachium nipponense, 3170 nucleotides long. RefSeq names its product N-alpha-acetyltransferase 80-like. The record is from RefSeq and is a predicted model, not a curated record. Lineage: Eukaryota; Metazoa; Arthropoda; Malacostraca; Decapoda; Palaemonidae. Bases 1100 to 1939 code for a protein of 279 amino acids. The transcript has 3 exons. Gene Ontology annotation, molecular function: N-acetyltransferase activity; acetyl-CoA binding. Gene Ontology annotation, cellular component: cytoplasm. Gene Ontology annotation, biological process: protein acetylation.
GAAUUAAUAACUUUAUGAGGUAAUGUAUAAUGUAGGCUGAACUUAUGAUGAGCGUGGGCUGUUUUCCAUAGUAUUUCAUUUUAUUUAUUGGUAGUUAACCUCUGCAUAUUGUAAUGCCUGUGUAUGAAUGAUUUAUAUGGUAUAUAUAUCAAGCCCAUAUUCAAAUCUGCUAUUCAAUCUGGUAGUGAUGUGAAAAUCUUGGAGAAAAGCUUCACACACAGUCAAUUUGAAGCCAUGAAGAAACUGAUUGUCUGAAUUCCCUGAGAGUCCCAUGGGUAGUGAUUUCCAUUUAUCAUUGCUCUUUUGAAUUUAGAUAUCUUCGCAAAAGUAUUCACGCAAGGAUGAGUGGUUCUGAUUGAUAUUGCAGCUACAGCUAUAGUUUUUCCAUAUUAAGCGUGGUGACUGGUCAUGGCAUUUUUCUAUACUAUAUAGUAGCCUCAUGAAACUAUGAGUGACAUGAAAUCAGCUUCUCAACAAGAAUACAUAAGACUGUAUAUCUCAGUCAGGUCUUUGAUAUCAGGCAGAAGUCUUUAGUUUAUAAAAAUCUAUCUGGUGUUCAGAAAGGUGACUAAUUAAAAUAUACAUUAUAUGAAAAACAUUACGUAGAUGCUGAGGAUAAAUUAUGAUAGAUGUAAAGAUCAUUAGAUUUUUUAUCUCAUGGCCGUUUAAAUUAAGUGUUGAUGCCUUGUUAAUGAUUAAUUACAUCUGUUAUACAAUCAGGUAGAAGUGCCUGUAGAUGUGAUGAAAGAUGAUGGAGAAUGUUAAUUACUACCCCCAAGGGGUGAGUAAUGUUCUGAUUCAUCAGAGGACAUCUGUUCAACAAUUGGUUUGAAUAUAUUGCAUUUUCUUUUUAAAAUUAGAAAAAAUUGGAGUUCUAAUUCUCUUGCAAAGAAGCCUCUUGUUUUCAUCAAUAAGUAUUGGAACACAGUCAUACUGAUCCUCCCCUUUAUUCCAUAGAGGGGUUAGUUUUGCUGAUGCCCUGAGUGAUCAAAACCCAUUUUUUUUCCUUCAUAUGGCAGCUUCACCAGAAUGUCUACAAGCAGUUUACUAUUAAGUCAAUAAAUAAUUACAAAAUUGCUGCACAUUGUAAUCCUCAAGAAUGACAGGAUCAGGUGAUGAUGAUGAAACUGACUUACUUGUCUUGCAUAGGCACCCAAAAUAUGCUGAUGAAUGCAUGGAAAUCCUCAAUGCACAAUGGCCUCGGAGUAAAGGAUUAAGGUUAAGAAGCUUAAAUUCUUCAUGUGAUCAGUUUCCAACUUCUCUUGCCUUAGUAAGAAAUAGUGUUGAUUCUAAAAAGGAAGAAGUGGUAGGACAUGCUAGAGUUAAUGUCCUGCCUAGAGAAGAAAAUGCUGCCUGGAUAGAAUCUGUAGUCAUCAGAAAUGAUUUGCGUGGGAAAGGUUAUGGUCGCAUCUUGAUGACAAAAACCGAAGAAUUUUCUAGAGCAUGUGGAUUCACCAUGGCAUAUCUUUCAACGCAUGAUCAGCAAAACUUUUAUGCUAAACUUGGAUAUGACUUUUGUCCUCCAGUUUGUAUAUAUGGAGGUUCUGUAAAUAGAAACAUUAUCCCAAAGCAGCUUCUGCUUUCCCAAAUGCCUCAUCAAAUGCCAUCAGUAUUAAAAGCCAGUGAACUGUGUAGGAUGUUAUCUACUCAGUGCACUAUAACUGAAAAGGAUAAGGUAACUACUCCAAAUAAUAAUCUACCUCCAGGUCAAAGUAACUAUGCAGUUAAGGAAAAUCAGCCAUCAACUCAAGUGCCAAAUUCUGUUCUUCCUCUCCCUAAUAUUUCUGCUGCCAGUUCAUCAUGUACUGCUCCUGGACCACCACCGCCACCACCACCUCCACCACCACCAUCGUCAUUAAAAAUAUCAAAAGAUGAUAUUCAUAAACUGGAUACAGCCACUGCAUCAAAAAUGUAUAUGAGAAAAAGUUUAAUAAAAUAAUUUUGCAAGUACUGCACAAUACUGUAGUUUCUAGAAGAAUAACAUACCAUACAUUAGUGUCUUCAAGCAUACAUAACAAGUAAGUUUAUAUUUAUUCGAGUACUGUACACUAUUCCUUUAUUUAUAUAAAUUUAAUUAAUUUCAGUAAUGACUUUUAUGGUAAGUUAUUUGGUGAGUCAGGCUUGCCAAAUGCCAUUAUAUAUUGCCUUGGCACAAGAUGCAAAUUAACAAAGAAAAUUAACAUAGACAUAGUGGGAAUAUGUUGAUAUUGCAAUCAUGAGAAAAUCAGGAACUAUUUUAAAUGGUGAUGUAAGGCAUGGAGUGGAAUAAAGCCCUGAUGUAAGUCUGGGGCCAACUUUAAUGUGUUAGUAUGAAAAUUUUUAUUUUAUUUUUGCAACAAUUAGCAUUUUAUUAAGUGAUUACUAUAUCAUUUGUUUGGAAAAAUUGAUAUAUACAUAUUGUUCUGUUACCCAACUAGUAGUAUUACAGCAAUCAGUAUGAUAGCUACUAUAUUCAAGUGUUAUGACUGCUGUUAUGGAUUAGAGUCAAGACCAUCAUAUACAGUUAUGUGUAGGUUGUCCAAGGUCCAACAUGUGCCUCUUUAAUUGCUUGACGUCUCCAUUUUCUGUGGGUGACUUGUAUAUUUGUCUCUGUCUCUGCCACAGCAAGAAUGAGUAUCCUAAAACUAACUAACCUGCCCAAAGGCCUCUGAACUACUAGUCAAUCAUUUUUCCCAAACUAAGCUUUCUUAUACUAUCCAAAAAGACAAAUGAUGAAGAGAGAAAAUUUGACAUGAGCACUAACACUGACAAUGAAAACAUUUUUCCGUCACUAGCUCAGUCAAGCAAUAGCAAAAGGUUAAGACAUAGUGUGAUAUGAUACACUUCUUACUGAAGGAGGAACUUCUUUCAAAAUUGAAUACUACAGAUGUUAAAAGAGGUCUGGCAUUACAAUAGUAACACAACUAGUAUAGCCCACAUGUGAGCAAAAGCUGAAAGCAAUUUGCAUUAUUCUAGUCUAAAAGAAACUCUACAUUCUCUUUAAAAUGUUUAUCAGAAAAUACUUCACAUAAAAAGGCAGCCUAGCAAAUAACUGUCAUAAUAAUGUAGCGGAUAAACACAUAAGUAUGAAAAGUUGAGGUGUUAGUGUAUCUUUUAGUUGACAGGUCAUGAAGCAAAAUAAUCAAGGAUGCAGAAACAUAAAAAAAAAAAAAAAUCAAGGAAACUGAUAA